AUGGCAACUCACAAGCUGAGCUUUUUCGAAAAGAUCGCCAACACUACUGGGGCCCUUUACCGGCACCAAGCUCAGCAGUUCCCACGUCGUCUCGCGAUCUUGAAGGCUGUCGGAAAGCACGAGUUGGCACCACCAAGAACUGCUGAUUUGCCUGCCAUCAAAGCCGAUUGGGCAAAGGUUCAGAAGUUCAUCCAAUCCAAGCAAUACAGCCAACUCACUGUCAAGGAAGGACUCGUCUACACUGCCGUUGCUCUUGAAGUCGUUUUCUGGUUCUUCGUCGGAGAGAUGGUUGGUCGUCGCUACGUUUACGGAUACCUGGUCCCAUCUGAUUACGUUUCCAAGGACACCAAGGCCAAAGUCGCCGAACAGAAGAGACUCGCUGCUCUCGAGGCAUAA
This is a messenger RNA of Caenorhabditis briggsae, 396 nucleotides long. RefSeq names its product Protein CBR-ASG-1 (gene Cbr-asg-1). Gene Ontology annotation, biological process: proton motive force-driven ATP synthesis. NCBI's taxonomy places the organism in Eukaryota, Metazoa, Nematoda, Chromadorea, Rhabditida, Rhabditidae. Gene Ontology annotation, molecular function: proton transmembrane transporter activity. The record is from RefSeq and is a predicted model, not a curated record. The transcript has 2 exons. Bases 1 to 396 code for a protein of 131 amino acids.